Molecule: messenger RNA, 2091 nt
Organism: Cynoglossus semilaevis (tongue sole)
Lineage: Eukaryota; Metazoa; Chordata; Actinopteri; Pleuronectiformes; Cynoglossidae
Product: interferon alpha/beta receptor 1b-like
Exons: 8
Coding region: 173-1408 (411 amino acids)
Biological process (GO): cytokine-mediated signaling pathway
Cellular component (GO): plasma membrane
Molecular function (GO): protein binding; interferon receptor activity
Source: RefSeq, a predicted model, not a curated record
GCUAACGAGCCUUAACCGCUGAGCGAGGCCGAUGCAGGGGAGUUAGAGCUGAGAGUGAACGCUGAGCAGUUUACACCGAGCAGUUUACACCUGGGAACGGAAAGAGGAAGUAGGUUGUAGAACAGAUUUAGUCCGAUGUAAGCUGUGCCUGAACAGGUGACAUGUCACUAACAUGUCCGUAGUCUUGUUACUCGGCCCUUUAUUCUGGAUUCUAAACAGCAGCGACGGGGUUUAUGGCGUCGCUGUCACUGCUACAGUCCCAGUUGGAGUAGAGCUGACGCCGCCACAGAAUGUGACUGUCAUCUCUCUGAACACCAACUACACAUUGAUCUGGGACUGGAAUCAGAGUCCAGGAAAGACGUAUGACGUCACCUUCACUGUGCAAUUUGUGGGGUCCUACGAAUUAACGGACAAGAAAAGGGAUCCAGAAUGGGUGAGUGUGUGUGAGCGGGUCUCAGGCAGGUCUUGUGACCUGACAGGACUGGACCUGCACUACCUGGGAAUGUACGUGUUCCAUGUGCGCACCGACUGGAACGGCCAUCAUUCUGAGUGGGUUCAAGUGGAAUUCUGCCCUGAGAGGGACGCUGAUCUGGGUCCUCCAGUCAAAGUUGAACUAAGACCUGCUGGGAAUCUGCUCGACGUCACAAUCUCUGAACCGCGCUCCAGCCAGGACACCGUCAUGAAGGAACACCUAUCCAAGUUGUACUACCGCAUCAAAUACUGGGAACAGUCCCAAGACGGAAAGGCCUCAGAAAAACAUCUGAAUACCACUGCCACCUUUGUGACUCUGCCAGGCCUGAAAGCAUGGACACGCUACUGUGUGAGUGUUCAGUCACGUGAAGAUGGCGAGCACAGGAAGAGCAGCAUCUUCAGUCACCCCCACUGUCUAGAGACAGAAGGUCACUUGUCCUGGUGGCAGAUAGUCCUCUACUUCCUGUCCGCCCUGCUUGUCUUCCUCCUGCUGGUGCUCCUCCUCAUCUGGUGCUUCUUCUACUCCUGUGUGACUCUGAAGAGCAUCUGGUUUCCCUCCAGCCAGUUGCCCACACAUCUUGAACAGUUUCUUCGUCACUCCCCUCGAUCUCACCCUCCUCGUCUCUUGACCCCACACUCUGAGUUGGAGCUGCUCUGUGAUAAAGUGACCAUCUGUGCUCUGCCUGAGGUCCUGGUAAACCAGACCCAUCCUUGUGGAACCCUGAUGGGCCUGGAGCUGAACAACAGCAGACACAGUCGUCAUGGCAGCGGGAGCAGCAGCAGCGAAGACUCGGGGGUUUACUCUGCAGGAGGGAGCUCCAGUCAGCCCUCCAUUAAACAUCAGGCACAGCCCCUGGCUAUGACCUUUGACAGUGGACCACGUAAAGACACAUCACACGAUGUAUGGACUCGAGCAUUAACAGCUGAAGGCCAUUGAGGCAGGUGGAAAGAGGUUGUUGAACAUUUGUUGAAAAGAACAAGAAAAAAAAAGUCUCAUUGAUGAACAGAGUCAAAGUGAGGUUCUGACUCUAGCAGCAUGAAACUUCCUUUUCCUGGCCUGUAGGAGGUGCCAUGCACACAUUGAAAGACCUGCCGUCUAUGACUUCCAUUCACACACAUUGUUGCAGUGACGUGUGGUGAGGUUCGUGGCUGGUGACACACUGACUCCUCUUAGAUUUACAAUUGUAGGAACCGAAAAGAGCAUCUUAUUUCACUGUUCAUCCAAUAGCAUCACCUGGUAACGCUUCAUAUCCCUCAGCACCCCUCUUUUAAUGACACUGACACCAACACCAACACAGGAGCAUAUUUGUCCUAGAAAGAAUUUCUUUUUUUUUUAUACAAAUGGACAGAGCAGCCUUCUUGUGUCUAAGAAAUUCAUAUUUAUUGUAAACAAAGUAUAGAGAUGAGUGCAGCACAAAUUGAAUUUUGACCUUCAGUUAAAAAAUUCAGUUAUUUUUCAAUUCUUUAAUCAAAGGAUGUCCCAACGGCCCGCGUCAUGUGACCCAGAUUGUAUUGAUCGCGCAGUCAGAUGUGGAGCUGUCUCACCCGGGAUUUCUAUCCUGUAUUUGAAUGUGAAAUACUCGAAUUUGACGUUUUUUACUUAAUAAAAUGUCAAAGAUG